AUGAGCUUAACAUUUUUUGCUUCCAUUCACUGGAAAGUAACCAAUUGUCUCAUCAAAUCAAACCUCAAACUCAGCGGUGGUUUUGGUUUUGCCAUAAAUGGACGGAACGGGCGGUCAUUAUUGUCGGCCACCACUGCCUCUAAUGGACACCCGUUUCGGGUAUUCACGGCUCGGGCAGCACAGGAACCCUUCCUCAACGGCUCCUCUUCUAUAUAUGUGGAAGAGAUGUACAGAUCGUGGCUUAAAGACCCCAAUACUGUCCAUAAGAGUUGGGAUGCAUUCUUCAAGAGCGCAACGGCUGGAGUACAGCCCGGACUCGCUUACCAAAGCCCUCCCGGUCUGGCGUCCGGCACACAAACUCAGCCAUCAGUUAACAUGACAUCAAUGACAGCGCAAACACCAAAUGUGUCCGCUGUUGGGCUCCGGGAUAUUGAAGAUCACUUGGCUGUUCAGUAUAUCAUCAGAUCAUAUCAGGUUCGUGGUCAUUUAUCAGCAAAAUUGGACCCUUUAGGUAUUAAAAUGGCAAACAUUCAUUCGCCCCUUCAUUUUGGCAAACAUAUCGACAGCUCUUGGCUUAAGAUUCAUAACUUUGGGGAGAAAGAUAUGGACCGUCCCUUUAAGCUCCCGUCGGCCACUUUUAUCGGUGGCGGAGAGUCUAUACUUCCGCUGAGAGAGAUAUUGAAACGCUUGGAAGACGUCUAUUGCCAACACAUUGGCGUCGAGUAUAUGUAUAUCCCGGACAUAGAGGAGUGUCAUUGGAUUCGUGAGAAGUUUGAAACACCGAAAAUAACCCAAUUAUCGGUUGAACAAAAGCGGACACUUUUAGCCCGAGUGACUCGUUCGCAUAAAUUUGAAGAGUUUUUGGCCAAAAAGUGGUCGUCAGAGAAGCGCUUCGGUCUCGAAGGCUGUGAAGUAUUGAUACCAGCGAUGAAAGCCAUUAUUGACUGCUCGAGUGAAUUGGGUGUCGAGAGUUUUGUAAUGGGAAUGCCUCACAGGGGAAGGCUUAACGUAUUGGCCAAUGUCUGUCGUAAACCACUCGAGCAUAUCUUCUCCCGAUUCAGUAGUUUAGAGCCGGCGGAUGAGGGUUCAGGAGAUGUGAAGUAUCACUUAGGGAUGUCUCACGAGAGACACAAUCGCGUUAGUAAUAAGAAAAUAAAGUUAGCGGUUGUCGCCAAUCCGUCACAUCUGGAAACCUCUGAUCCUAUAGUCGAGGGGAAGACUAAAGCCGAACAGUUCUAUCGCAAAGACACUCAGGGAAAGAAAGUAAUGUCUAUUCUAUUACACGGAGACGCGGCCUUCGCUGGACAGGGAGUGGUUUACGAGACCUUUCAUUUGAGUGAUUUACCUGAUUAUACAACUCACGGCACGAUUCAUAUUGUGGUCAAUAAUCAAAUUGGUUUUACAACUGACCCCCGAUUUUCGCGUUCUUCGCCGUACUGUACAGACGUGGCGCGUGUCGUAAACGCUCCCAUCUUUCACGUGAAUGCUGACGAUCCCGAGGCUGUGGUCUAUGUCUGCACUGUUGCCGCCAAAUGGAGAGCAAAGUUUGGUAAAGAUUGUGUUAUAGAUUUGGUGUGUUAUCGACGCAAUGGUCACAAUGAAGUCGACGAACCAAUGUUUACCCAACCAUUGAUGUACACAAAGAUCCGAAAACAGUUGCCGUGUUUGGAUCAAUACGCGGCCAAACUUGUCGCUGAGAACAGUGUUUCAGAAAGUUUUGUUAAGGAACUGAACGAACAAUACGAUGACAUUCUUACCGAAGCGUUUAAAAAGGCAGAGAAAGAGGUGAAGAUUCACGACAAACAUUGGUUGGACUCCCCGUGGAGUAGCUUUUUUGGCUCCAAAAAUUUAGUGAAAUGCGAUCCGACCGGUGCUCCCGAAGAUGUGCUCAAACAUAUUGGCACUCAAUUUAGUACUCCUCCGCCCGAAGACUUCAAAAUACAUCCCGGAAUUAAAAGAAUUCUGAAGUCGAGGUUAGAAAUGGUUGAAAACCGAUCCGUCGAUUGGGCUCUCGCGGAGGCCAUGGCUUUCGGCUCAUUAAUGAAGGAUGGAAUUCACGUGAGACUUAGCGGUCAAGACGUCCAAAGGGGAACAUUUAGUCACAGACACCAUGUCUUACAUCACCAGACAAUUGACAAAACUACUUAUAACGCGUUGAGUAACUUAUACCCAAAUCAGGCGCCGUAUACCGUAUGCAACAGUUCUUUAUCCGAAUACGGAGUUCUUGGCUUCGAGUUAGGCUUCUCUAUGACUAAUCCGAACGCAUUGAUUAUAUGGGAGGCACAGUUCGGUGACUUCUUCAACACCGCUCAGUGUAUUGUCGACCAGUGUUUGUGUAGCGGGGAAUCCAAAUGGGUUCGCCAGAGCGGACUCGUCUUAUUACUACCGCAUGGUAUGGAAGGCAUGGGUCCCGAACACAGCAGCGCUCGACCCGAACGCUUCCUACAGCUCUCAGACUCGGAAGCCGAUGAGUUUCCCCAAAUCGAUGAGGACUUUGCAGUGAAGCAAUUGCAUGACAUCAAUAUGAUCGUGGCCAAUUGCAGUACACCAUCCAAUUAUUUUCAUAUACUGAGACGACAAAUAGCUCUUCCCUUCAGAAAACCUCUGAUUGUAUUUUCGCCGAAAUCGCUUCUUCGACAUCCGGAAGCGAAAUCCAGUUUUGAUGAGAUGACUGUCGGAACACAGUUUUUGUCAAUUAUUCCAGAUUCAGGUCCGGCGGCGAAAAACGCACAAAACGUGAGGCGAUUGGUAUUCUGUACGGGAAAAGUGUAUUACGAAUUGACUAAAGAGAGGACGGCUAAGGGUCGGGACAACGACGUGGCCAUCACUCGUAUCGAGCAAUUGUCUCCCUUUCCUUUCGAUAAGAUUCGCGAUGAAAUCCAAAAGUAUCCGAACGCAGAGCUCAUGUGGUCUCAAGAGGAGCACAAGAAUCAGGGCUAUUGGUCUUAUAUUCAACUCCAAUUGUCUCCCUUUCCUUUCGAUAAGAUUCGCGAUGAAAUCCAAAAGUAUCCGAACGCAGAGCUCAUGUGGUCUCAAGAGGAGCACAAGAAUCAGGGCUAUUGGUCUUAUAUUCACCCACACAUUGAUUGUGUUUUAAAUCAUCUCAAUCUCUCUCAAAAGAAGCUUCGCUAUGCGGGAAGAGAUGUGUCCGCAUCGACGGCCACCGGAAAUAAAUAUCUCCAUAAGAAAGAGCAUUCGGAGCACAUGAACGACACGUUUCAACUCUAA
Molecule: messenger RNA, 3228 nt
Organism: Medioppia subpectinata
Lineage: Eukaryota; Metazoa; Arthropoda; Arachnida; Sarcoptiformes; Oppiidae
Source: the annotation of a GenBank genome assembly